Molecule: messenger RNA, 755 nt
Organism: Cuscuta campestris
Lineage: Eukaryota; Viridiplantae; Streptophyta; Magnoliopsida; Solanales; Convolvulaceae
Source: the annotation of a GenBank genome assembly
CGUAAAAUGAAAAAGACACUUAAGAAUUGAGGGAGUAGUUAAUAGCACUAGUACUUUGCUCAAAUCGUUCAUGCUUGAUGUUUCAGUCCAAUUUCCCAUAAUAUUCAUUGUCGAGGUGUGGGGCGCGAACAAUAUUCUCACGUGCCAGAGAGGAACAACACCCGGUUUUCUUAACCGCGGAAAGCUCAUCGUCCCUGUUCCCGAUGUUGAUGGUCUGCCCCUUGGGCAACGCCGACGGGUCGUCGCCGGCGUCGAGGCUCUUCUUGCUGACGACGCGGUAGAUCUGAGUCAGCACCUCCGUGAAGGCGGUCUCGACGUUGACAGCCUCCAGGGCGGAGGUCUCCAUGAAGAAGGUGCUCUCCCUCUGGGCACCGCGCGCAGGUGGCGGAGGUCGGACUUGUUGCCGGCGAGCAUCACGACGAUGUUCUGGUCGGUGUGGUCCCGGAGCUCCUUCAGCCACCGCUGCACGUUCUCGAACGUCACCUUCCGAGUUAUGUCGUACACCAGAUGAAAAUGUCCACAAUACCCCUCCUCAUCCCUUUCCCUGUUUUUUCUUUCGCCCGAAGACCACAAUACCCGAUCUACCAGCAUCACGGGGCAACUAGGAGCCCCACCCGGCAACCAAACUCCAGCCUCACAAUAAGCCCCGCACCACCACCGUAAGCACCCGUCGACAACUGCAAUGGAAAGAGCUUCACGAUGAAGCAAAUCUACGAGGAGGUGAAGCUCAACGACCAUAAAGCUGACCCGCUCAC